This is a messenger RNA of Adineta steineri, 639 nucleotides long. NCBI's taxonomy places the organism in Eukaryota, Metazoa, Rotifera, Eurotatoria, Adinetida, Adinetidae. The record is from the annotation of a GenBank genome assembly.
AUGGGUCCAAUAGAAAAUAAUCAAGAAGUUUAUCGUAGUAAUCAUACAAUGAAUGAUAUGCCUAUCAAAAAUGAAGAAGAGGAUCUCGAGCAGGAUGAUUGUUUUGUUAAAUUUGGUUUAACUUCAUCCUCGGAAGAGAAAAAUGAACGAAUUAAUAAGAAAAAUCAAAAAGAAAAGACACAAAUAGAAACAAAUGAAGAUCAACCAGCACAUUUAGCUGAUGAGAUCGAUGCAAUAACAGCACUUAUUAUCUAUAAUACUUAUUCUAAAAAACAUGAAUUUACAUUUAGUGCACAACAUCGAGCUAAAAUCGCUACUCCUUCGAAAAUUAUUCGCGAUGAUAUAGAUCGAUUUGAUGCUAUAUAUUCAUGUUUAAUCGAUCAAUCGGCAUCAACACGAAAUAAUUCUGUGAAAAAAACUAAUCUUCUUAGUAAUCAUUUAUGUAGACGAUUUUUUAGUCUAUCGGAGGAUAUACCUACAUUAAAAAAAUUUCAACAAAACGAACAAAUACGUAUCUAUGAAGAGAAAAAAGCAAAUUUUAAUCGUGUACCAUUUAUUCCAAAUAUUUUAUCAUAUCAACGAACUUGUCCUCAAUAUAAUCUUGAUGAUAUGAAAUGGAUACGAGAUCAUCUUUGUUAA